GGAAGAUUGGAAAUGCAGCUCUGGAGUUUGCUGCUGCCUCUUGCGCUUCUCUGUACAGCCCUAGCCAGUGGACCCGAAUGUGGGAUGGACGAGCGCUCCCGCAGGGCAAGAAGGGACACCAGGCAGAGCCGCCAGCUCCGCUACACGGCCCCGGGCACCUGUGCCACCAGGUUAGCCCGAGGAAGGCGCUCCACUGCUGGGCUGGAGCCUGGGCAUGUCCCCCGCAGGAGGCAACAGCGGGAGGUAAAGGACGAAGAGGAGUCCCUUACCCCGAGCAGGGCGCUCUAUUUCAGUGGACAAGGUGAUCAGCUGCGGCUGAAGGCAGAUAUUGAGCUGCCCCGAGAUGCCUUCACUUUGCAAGUGUGGCUGAAAGCUGAAGGAGGACAGAGAUCUCCGGCUGUCAUUGCAGGACUAUAUGACAAAUGUUCUUACACCUCCCGUGACCGAGGAUGGGUCCUGGGGAUUAACACCGUCAGUGACCAGGGGAAUAGAGACCCCCGCUAUUUCUUCUCUCUGAAGACGGACCGUGCUCGCAAAGUAACCACCAUUGCAGCACAUCGCAGCUACCUCCCCAACCAGUGGGUGCAUCUGGCUGCCACGUACGACGGGCAUCUGAUGAAACUCUAUGUCAAUGGUGCCCAGGUGGCCACAAGCGGAGAGCAAGUGGGCAGCAUCUUCAGUCUUCUGACCUUGAAGUGCAAGGUGCUCAUGGUUGGAGGAAAUGCCCUGAAUCAGAACUAUCGGGGUUACAUAGAGCACUUCAGCCUCUGGAGGACAGCCCGGUCUCAGAAGGAGAUCUUGUUGGACAUGGGCCAGGCAAUUCACAGACAAGACAUGCCUCUACCUCAGCUAGUUCUUCAAGACAGUUUACUGAAUGUGAAAAACACCUGGUCUCCCAUGAAGGAUGGCAGCAGUCCUCAGAGCAAGUUCAGCUAUCAUCAUGGCUAUUUGCUGGAUACCAGCCUAGACCCUCCUCUCUGCGGACAGACGGUCUGCGACAACACGGACGUAAUCGCCAGCUACAACAAGCUCCCUCGCUUCCGCCGCAACAAAAUCGUUCGCUAUCGUGUGGUGAAUCUCUAUGACGACAAGCACCAGAACCCCACUGUCAGCCGACAGCAGAUUGAGUUCCAGCAUCAGCAUUUAAAUGAGGCUUUCAGCCGCUACAACAUCACCUGGGAGCUGGAGGUGCUGGAGGUGAAGAACUCUUCCCUUCGCCACCGACUCAUCCUCGCCAACUGCGAUAUCAGCAAGAUCGGGGACGAGAACUGUGACCCUGAGUGCAACCACACCUUGACGGGGUACGACGGGGGAGACUGCCGCCACGUACGCCACACGCUCUUCAACAAGAAGAAGCAGAACGGUGUGUGUGACAUGGAUUGUAAUUACGAGAGGUACAACUUCGAUGGUGGGGAGUGCUGUAACCCGGAGAUAACGGAGGUCACCAAGACGUGCUUUGACCCAUAUUCUCCUUACAGAGCAUACUUAGAUGUCAACGAACUAAAGAACAUCCUCAAACUGGAUGGAUCCACGCACCUCAACAUCUUCUUUGCCAACUCCUCCGAGGAAGAGCUGGCUGGAGUGGCAACUUGGCCCUGGGACAAGGAAGCCUUGAUGCAUCUAGGUGGCAUUGUGCUGAAUCCCUCCUUCUAUGGAAUCCCUGGCCACACACACACAAUGAUCCAUGAGAUUGGGCACAGCCUGGGGCUCUAUCACGUCUUCCGGGGAAUCUCAGAGAUCCUCUCCUGCAGUGACCCCUGCAUGGAAACGGAGCCCUCCUUCGAGACCGGGGACCUCUGCAGUGACACCAACCCUGCUCCCAAGCACAAGUUGUGUGGGGAUCCUGGACCUGGCAAUGACACAUGUGGCUUUCACAGUUUCCUAAACACGCCGUUCAGUAACUUCAUGAGCUAUGCAGACGAUGACUGCACCGACUCCUUCACGCCCAACCAAGUGGCCAGGAUGCACUGCUACCUGGACCUGGUCUAUCAGAGCUGGCAGCCCGUGAAGAAACCAGCUCCCAUUGCAAUCGCCCCCCAGAUUGUGGCUCGGACCUCCACCUCGGUCACCCUGGAGUGGUUUCCACCCAUCGAUGGGCACUUCUUUGAAAGAGAAGUGGGAUCAGCAUGUGAUCUGUGUGCGGAAGGAAGAGUCCUGGUGCAAUACGCCUUCAGCUCCUCUUCCCCGAUGCCCUGCGACCCCUCGGGGCACUGGAGCCCCCGGGAAGCAGAAGGGCACCCUGAUGUUGAGCAGCCCUGUAAAUCCAGCGUCAGGACAUGGAGUCCCAACUCGGCAGUCAACCAGCACAUGGUGCCCCCGGCCUGUCCCGAGCCUCAGGGCUGCUACCUGCAGCUGGAGUUCCGUUAUCCCCUGACUCCAGAGUCCCUCACGGUCUGGGUGACAUUUGUUUCCCCAGAUUGGGACUCCAGUGGAGUGGUGAAUGACAUCAAGUUGCUCACCGUCAGCGGGAAGAACAUUUCUCUCGGUCCGCAGAACGUCUUCUGCGACAUCCCGUUGACCAUAAAGCUGGAUGCGGGACAGGUGGGCGAGGAGGUGUAUGGGAUCCAGAUCUACACUCUGGAUGAGCACCUGGAAAUUGAUGCUGCCAUGCUGAGCUCCGUGCCCCACAGCACGCUGUGUGCGGACUGCAAACCCAUCCAGUACAAAGUGGUGAGGGACCCUCCUUUCCAGUCUGGAUCUCCAGUCGUCAUCUCAAACCUCAGCAGGAGAUUCGUCGACACGGAACUGAGCGACAGCACCACGUACACGUACCAGGUCAUCGUUGUCUCCGGGGCGGAGGAGAGCGAGCCUUCCCCCGCGCUGCGCUACGUCUCUGGGAGUGGAUACUGCGGAGACGGGAUUAUCCAAAAAGACCUGGGGGAAGAAUGUGAUGAUAUGAAUAAGAUCAACGGCGAUGGCUGCUCCCUCUUCUGCCUGCAGGAGUUAUCCUUUAAUUGCAUCGAUGAACCCAGCAGGUGCUAUUUCCACGAUGGUGAUGGAGUCUGUGAGGAAUUUGAGCAAAUGACCAGCAUCAAAGACUGUGGCGUUUACACUCCCAAAGGCUUCCUCGAUCAGUGGGCUUCCAACGUCUCUGUUUCACAUCACAGUGACCAGCAGUGUCCAGGAUGGGUGGUCAUUGGUCAGCCAGCAGCUACCCAGAUGUGUCGAACUAAGGUGAUUGAGUUGAACGAGGAUGUCUCUCAGUACGCCUGGCAUCCCUGCACGGCCAACUUCCAGUACUCCCCCAUGACACAGACCGUUUUCUGGCUCAAGGCUUAUUUUUCCCAGCCUAUGGUGGCUGCAGCAGUCCUGGUUCACUUGGUCACUGAUGGGACCUAUUACCUGGAUCAGAAGCAGGAGACCAUCGGUGUGCAGCUGUUUGACACCAAAGAGCAAAGCCAUGAUCUUGGUGUCCACGUCCUGAGCUGCAGGAACAAUCCCCUGAUUAUCCCCGUCAUCCAUGACCUCAGUCACCCUUUUUAUCACACCCAGGCCGUCCUCAUUAGCUUCAGCUCCCAGUUUGUGGCCAUCUCCGGGGUGGCCCUGCGUUCCUUCCACAACUUCGACCCCAUCACCAUCAGCAGCUGCCAGCGAGGACAGACCUACAGCCCGGCGGAGCAGAGCUGUGUCCACUACUCCUGCGAAGCCACCGACUGCCAGAAGCUGGAGAUCGAGAACGCGGUGCUGAACUGCACGGGUGGCGGGUGGUUCAACGGCGCCCAGUGCAACGUGAGCUGCAGGACGGGCUACAUUUUGCAAGUCCAUCGAGAUGAUGAGCUCAGCAAGAGCCAGACGGAGUCCAGCAUCACCAUGACUUGCACGGAUGGGAAGUGGAACAAGCAGGUGACCUGCGAGCCCGUGGACUGUGGUGUCCCAGACCAGUACCAUGUCUACCCUGCUACCUUCAACUGCAGCGAGGGGACCACCUUUGGCAAGAAAUGCUCCUUCACUUGCCGGCCUCCAGCUCUUCUGAAAGGAAACAACAGCAACUUGACCUGCAUGGAGGACGGGCUGUGGUCCUUUCCAGAGGCCCUGUGCGAGCUGAUGUGUCGAGCACCAUCCGUCGUCCCCAACGCGGAUCUCCAGACUAGUCGUUGCCGAGAAGAUAAGCACAAAGUGGGCUCCUUUUGCAAGUACAAAUGCAAACCAGGUUACCAUGUCCCUGGAUCCUCCAGAAAAGCAAGAAAGCGAGCCUUUAAGAUCCAGUGCACGCAAGACGGCACGUGGCUGCCGGGCGCUUGCGUGCCCGUUACCUGUGACCCUCCACCUUCCAAGUUUCAUGGGCUCUACCAGUGCUCCAAUGGCUUCCAGUUCAACAGCGAGUGUCGGAUCAAGUGUGAAGAUGAUGACAAUCAGUCGGGCCGUGGAAGCAACGUGAUUCACUGCCGGAAGGACGGCACCUGGAGCGGCUCCUUUCAUCUCUGCAGGGAGAUGCAGGGCCAGUGCGCGCUGCCCACGCAGCUCAACAGCCACCUGAAGCUGCAGUGUGCCAGCGGCUACGGAAUAGGUGCAGAGUGUACCACCUCCUGUCUGGACCACAGUCACGAGCCCAUCCUCCUGCGUGUGAACGAGACUGUGCAAGACAUCCAGUACUGGAUGAACCCUCAGAGAGUGAAGAGCGUUGUCUGCACGGCGGGACUCAAGUGGUACCCUCACCCUUCCCUGAUUCAUUGCGUCAAAGGCUGCGAGCCUUUCAUGGGGGACAACUACUGUGACUCCAUCAACAACAGAGCCUUCUGCAACUAUGAUGGUGGGGACUGCUGUGCCUCAACAGUCAAGACCAAAAAGGUUACUCCCUUCCCUAUGUCCUGUGACCUACAAGGAGAGUGUGCUUGCCGGGACCCCAACGCCCAAGAGCACAAUCAGAAAGACCUCCGUGGCUUCAGUCUUGGGUAACGCCAAGCGACGUGGAAUGGAGGACCACAUUGCUCAAGGCAGGCUAGGAGAGACACCACAUCCCUUUUGGUAUCGUUUUUAACAUUUAGCUGCUCAACUGGAUGGCAUUUCUGCACCAGGGACCCUUAGAAUUCAACCAGUCUGCCUUUAAUUUUUGUCCAAGGAGAACUCAAAGUAGGGGUUUAUGUAUUAACUAUAUCUUAAAUAGUGAUGACAAGAAACAAACAACCAAGAGUCAAGUCGAGAAGACUUUCAUGUAUCAAAACAGCAUGUUAUGCCCACCUAAUUUGAACAGUUCAUAUCUAGAUUCAAGGCGAGAAACAAGCUAUUUAUGUACACAUAUUUAUAGAAAUAAGUAGAGAAAGAGAGAAUGAGUGAGAGAUUAUGAUCAACGCAAAAACACUUUCCCCUCUCCAGCACUCACAACUCAGACCGUUCGUGGAAAAGGCUGUGCUCUUGGAGGACUCCAAGCCGAGCCUUUUCUGAUGCUGAAUGCCAAGGUAUCGCAUGCUCGGGGCACUGAGGUCGGGGUGGGAUCUCCACAGGGCUGUGCCUCUUGGCAAGUGACUUGCCAGACGCCCAGCCAGCUCGAGACGUGGGAUGCAUCUGCUCCUCCCAGGAAUUCUACUUCCAGCCAGGGAGCUCAGCAGACUGCAGUGGCCUUUCUGUACGGCUCCUCCUUCUCCCCCUGCCCUCAAAAAGCCAACAAAAAGCCCCCUUUGUAGCCUGCCUGAAAGCUGCAAGGCUGCCGGGACGCUGAUGUGUGGAGGUGGGCAGGUGGUCCUAUGGUGGAAUCAGGGAAUGGGGAGUCUAAGGACUGGCUUUGAGGAAGGUGGGUGAUUGCUUCUGAGGAGCAGAGAGGGUAACUCGUCCCCGCACUUGUCAUUUGAGCAUAUCUGCUGCUGCUACUCCUGCUGCUAUGUCCCGUACAACUUGUUUCUUUACUGUGUCAGGACAGGGUGAAAAACAACCCCAUGCAACCAAAUAGUCUGCCUUAAAGCUUACCUACAAACCUGCCUUUCAAACCCUCUGGUCUCUUCCUCAGCAUUGGGGCAAGAAAACAGGACACCAGCCAGCCAAAGGGGUCUGCUUUCUGGUCUCCACCCAGCCGAGUGGUUCUCUAGGCCUCCUCCACCCCCCUCGUGGGGUGGUAUAUAUCUGACAACCGCUUCAUGCUCCUGUUUUCUCAGGAGAAGGGAAGAGGAGGAGGAGGCACGUGCUAUGGGGAAAGGACCAUGGGAGACAGUAUUAGAAUUUUGGCCAUAUUUGUCAGUAUUAAGCUGCCAGGCCAGUGGGUUGGACACCUUUGAUAGACCAGGAGCUUAGCUGCUUGUAAUCGUCCAGAAGGAAGGGCAUUAGCUGCAGCAGACCUCAUACUUCCCUGUUGUGUAGCUCCAUCCUCCUCUUUCAGUCCAGGGGGGAACACGUGUGGUGCCAGACCCCUGGGGACUCAUUUCAUCCCGUUGAGUCACUGAGGUGCCCAGUGCAUCCAGUGCUGCUGCUACAACCCAUCCCAGGUAAAUCCCAGUGUGGCUUGGGCUUGUCUCCUGCUGCUUCAGGCUCCUGCUGGGAAGAACAUCCAAAAGAGUGUCCUUCCAAGUGUUAAGUCUGUUCCUUGGGACUCUCCUGACUUGUACAAUCUAUUGGAUAGAGACAGGUUGGAAAGAUUUUUUUCCCUGUUCCUUGAUUGAACAUUUAGGCACUGGAGCAAGGCUGAAGGGUAAGGGGGUGUGUGUCAUGGAGAUGGAUGUAAAAAUGGGUAAGAGAACUACAAAUGGAAAACUGGCAGAGUUGUGGGUGCAAGGAGCCAGGCUCUUGUCACCCACCGUUGGGGUGGUUUUUCUGUUGGAAUAAACCAUAGAUGAAUCUCAAGAACUAAAAUUUAGAGGCCUGGCGAGGUGAUUGUCAUAAGAAGGUGAGGAGCUUGCUGUUUUGAAGCUCCUUGUUAUUUUGGAGAGGGCCUGGCCACGGGGGCUGGCUCUGCCCCCACCAUGUGGGGGGAUACAGGAAAGGGAGGUGCAGUGGGAUCAGGGCUCCUUCUGUGCAGUUAGAUUGAACGUCCUCCAGUGUAGAGACCCUGGGCCCGGGCAAAACUUCUACUUUUGCCCCUUGCCACCUAAUUAACAAUGGAAGUAAAUAAUUAUGAAAAGGUUGCUUCCUUCAGGUCCCUUUAUCCCGCCCUUUUGUGUUGGCAGUUUGUUCAUGUGCCAUCCAGCCCAUCAGAAGAGCUCACAACCUCAAAAGCCUUUCAGGCUGCCAACACAUCAUGUCCUCGGUGCACAGGGCAUCUUGAUAGGAUCUCCCCCAUCCACCCAACCUGGCCCCAGCAGGGAGCCCCAGUUUGGGUCCUGCAUGCAUUCUGGUGGCAGCUCAGUUUGCAAAAUCCCCUUCUGGGUCAUGCAGCUCAGCACGGGGGAGAUCUUCUACCUGCUUUUCCCACCUAGGACAGAGACAGGUCUAUAAAAGCAUUAUUGCCACUUGGUUCUCUGUGCUCCUAAGAGCUCAGGGCCCACUGAGCUCCUCUGCUCACUGAGUUGGAGUCUUUCUCAGCUCAAGGGAGAUGGUGGCCUCUUGCCAGCACAGCCUCACACCUCAGCUUGGCUCCUGCAGUCUGUGGGAGACCCAACUCCCUUUUCCAUGCUGCUAUUUGAUGUUUUUUUUUUCCAGCUGCCAUGUUGGCACUGUCCAUCUUCUCCAACGGGGCUGACGGAACCAGGAGCAGAAGUGCUGCUCGGAGUCGUGUUAAAUCCAACAUUUAUUUUUUUUUAUCCAUUGAGAAAAGAUUGCACUGGGGCAAAGCUUUGCCCUCUGCCUUUCAGGUGCUGCUCCCAGGGGGUGCAGAGGGGAGCUGUGGGUCAUGGACAGCUGCCCAGCUCCUGUCCCCUCUUCCCCCACCCUGGGGCAAGGCCAGCUGGGUGGCCUUGCAGCAUCUACCACUGUAAGGACCUUAAAUGCCCGGUGGAGUCCCUAGGAAAGACCCUUCAUGACUGUGAUGGCCAUUGGUUGGGACAUAAGAGGGACAUGACCCACCACCUCCACCCACCGAGCCAGUGGUGUAGGACAACAUCCAACAAGAAGAGAGAACAGGCGAGGGGACCAUAUGGAUGAAAUAUAGCUGCUCAUAAAGUCCAGGUCACACUAGUGCCAAGAUCUUCUCCGUCACAGAUAGUGAGCCAAGGCUGCACCCUACCUGGGGCCACCAGCCAGCCCCCUGGCUAUGGGGGAGGGAUGUCCAAGGCCAGCGGGAGGGAAAGCUGGAGCAGAAAGCAGUCAAUGGUGCAUGGUGGGGUGGGAAACUCCUAUCAGCUGCUACCCCUCUCCCUCCCCACCCUCUGGCAGAUGGGCUGAGCUGGUGUCCUCCUGCUUUUCUUGCAUCUUCCGCUGUGUCCCCCGUCCCCCCCAGGCUGAGAAAGGAGGAUGGCACCAGAGGACUCUUGGAGUCGGGUUCCAGCUACCUCCCCUCCGGUUUCGGUUUCACUUGGUUGUAACUGUCGGUUUGUUCUAGGUUUUACCUGUGUUUAAGAAAAAAA
This is a messenger RNA of Calidris pugnax (ruff), 8426 nucleotides long. It is a transcript of the gene PAPPA, whose product is annotated as pregnancy-associated plasma protein A, pappalysin 1. The coding region runs from base 13 to 4896 and encodes 1627 amino acids. The transcript is spliced from 22 exons. The record is from RefSeq and is a predicted model, not a curated record. NCBI's taxonomy places the organism in Eukaryota, Metazoa, Chordata, Aves, Charadriiformes, Scolopacidae. Gene Ontology annotation, molecular function: metallopeptidase activity.